AUGGUGUCCGAAGGGGCUCUGCCCGUGGUUUGGUGUAUGCGUGAUAAUCAAUUAGUACCACAUCAGGUAUCUGGUGUUAAAUUACAAGGUGUCGUCACAGGGGCUCACAUAGCGGCCGUAACAGACUUUUUACGUAUGGUAGCCGGCACCCCGAUAGUUUUACCACAUACCACGUUUCCAGAAAACAUUGAAAAUGACCUUAAUGAAGAAAAAGAAAACACUUCAAGACAAAGGAAAAUAUCAAUGCAAGUGGAAGUUCCUUGUGUUUUCCUGUCCGAAAGUGCGUUACAAAUGGCCAAGAGUCGACAUAAUUCUUUAGAAGAUAAGGUAACGUUAAAAAACUCCAGUACAAACUAUACCGAUUCGCAAAAUACUAGAGAUAGUGUAAUGACGCUUUUUAAUGCAACUAACAAUGACAUGAUGGACGAGGUCUCGUCCACUGGCCCUAGUAUUUCACACUGUACUGAAAAUAUCACUCAAAGAAUAACUAGAAUAAUAGACUUAGAUAAUUUAAAUAACGAAGAAAUUAAUAACGAUCCAGAAAAAGAAUGUUCGCAAAAAAUAACGAGGAUAAUCGAGUUUGAAGAUAGUCAUUCGCCUGUUUCCAAAAGUAAGGAGAAUGAAGUGCUUCAGAAAAUUACCAGGAUAAUAGAAUUUAGUGAUAGUAAUUUAUUCUCCAAUAAUCAUGGCGAGGAUGGCGUUAUCGAUCAUAAAGUCUUCAAAUCGAAAUCUAUCGAUUCUAUUCUUCCUUGUAUGGCUAAAAUAAUAGAAAUAGAAAACGAAAAAUCUAAUGAAAGACGAAUUUCUUUAACGAGUGAGCGAGAGAUUAGAUGUGGUCUCGAUCAUUUCAACGAAGAUUCUGUAGCAAAAUUCAGACCAUUGCAAAGAAAUAGAUUUAGCGUCGAUUCCUCUUGCUCCGAAAACUCUUACGCGAAUAUUGAGACCAUUAAGAGUUUACAGGAUGAUAGAAAAGGGGACAUGUUUGAAGAUCUUACAAAUACCGAAGGUCACACCAAACCCAUUAUUAAAUCGCGGUUUAGGAGGAAAAAAACAUCUGUUUGCUCCAUUGGUUCGUCGGAUUGUGACGAAGAAAUAGACGUAAUUUUUAAAUCUAAGCCAAAAUCUAGUCAGUGGGUUAGUCUCGAUUGGAUCCCUCCACAUAAAGAAGAGCCAGUGAAUACGCAGGUCUGUGAUAAAGAUGAUUUUAUUUCUAAGUGGAUUGCCGAACAAAACUCUCAAAGCUCAGGCAUUUUGGCGGACGAACGGCGAAGAAGCCUUCCGCCGAAAUCGAACGAAAUAUAUUUACAAACGAUGAGAAGGUUCAGCGAUGGAUUACAAAUGUGCAAAGAAGAUGCAGCCAGUGACUCGCCCGCCACCGUCAAAUGGAGAUGGCACGAUUUAGUCAAACGGCAUUUGCAGCUUCUGAAGAAUGAUAAGGGCUUUAGAAGACAGCGAGGUAGUUGGAUGCGCACCGCCCGAAGAUUGUCACACUCAAACGUAAACAAUAAUAGCUUGGACACUUUUCCAUUGGAUACAUAUAUGAAGCUGAACUCUAUGCCAUGGUAUUUCCGAAAAAUAAAACGAAUUGAAGCCGAGAAGAAACUACUCCUGCCGGAAAAUGAACAUGGGGCUUUUCUGAUUCGUGAUUCGGAAAGUCGACACAACGAUUUCUCGCUGUCGGUCCGCGACGGCGACACGGUGAAGCACUACCGCAUCAGACAGCUCGACGAAGGAGGCUUCUUCAUCGCUCGUAGAACAACCUUCAGGACUCUACAGGAGCUGGUGGAGCAUUACAGCAAGGAUGCGGACGGCCUCUGCGUCUCGCUUAGCAAACCUUGCGUUCAGGUCGAGAAACCCGUGACCGAAGGUCUGUCUCACAGGACGAGAGACCAAUGGGAGAUCGAUCGUUCCUCUCUGAAGUUCGUCCGAAAACUCGGACACGGACAAUUCGGAGAGGUGUGGGAGGGUCUAUGGAAUAGCACCACGCCCGUGGCCAUCAAGACCCUCAAAUCUGGCACCAUGGACCCCAAGGACUUCCUCGCCGAAGCGCAAAUCAUGAAGAAACUCAGACACAACAAGCUCAUCCAGCUGUACGCCGUGUGCACGCUCGAGGAGCCCAUAUACAUCAUCACCGAGCUCAUGAAGAACGGGUCGCUGUUGGAGUAUCUGCAAGGCAAAGGCCGCGGCCUGAAGCUCCAGCAGCUGAUCGACAUGGCGGCGCAGAUCGCCGCGGGAAUGGCCUAUCUGGAGUCGCAGAACUACAUCCACCGAGACCUCGCCGCCAGGAACGUGCUCGUGGCCGACGCCAACAUCGUCAAGAUCGCCGACUUCGGCCUCGCCAGGCUGAUCAAGGAGGACGAGUACGAGGCUCGCGUGGGCGCGCGCUUCCCCAUCAAGUGGACGGCCCCGGAGGCGGCCAACUACAGCAAGUUCUCCAUCAAGUCCGACGUGUGGUCCUUCGGCAUCCUGCUCACCGAGCUCGUCACCUACGGCCGGACGCCCUAUCCGGGCAUGUCCAACGCCGAGGUGAUGCACCAGGUGGAGCACGGGUACCGCAUGCCCUGCCCGCCCAACUGCCCGCCCGCCCUCUACGAGAUCAUGCUCGAGUGCUGGCACAAGGACGCGCUCAAGCGACCCACCUUCGAGACUCUGCAGUGGAAGCUCGAGGACUUCUUCACGAUGGACAACUCGGAGUACAAAGAGGCGUCCGCCUACUGA
Pieris macdunnoughi is the source of this 2718-nucleotide messenger RNA. NCBI's taxonomy places the organism in Eukaryota, Metazoa, Arthropoda, Insecta, Lepidoptera, Pieridae. The record is from the annotation of a GenBank genome assembly.